UCGUGAGUGCCAUGAGAGUCCCAUGAAUAAGUUGAGCAUCCCCCAACCCUCUCAUUCCUCUCAAAGAAGAGGGGAGAGAGCUUCGUUUCAGCACCUCUUAUUUCAGUCCAGCUCUUUGUAAGCGGAAAAUUAAAAACAAAAAAUCAAAAUGAAGCCUGACCGAAAAAACAGAGUUGAGAAAAAUUUAGCAGUGCAGCAAGAGGUAUUUGAACGUGCAUACUCUUCUGUUUUAAACGGUCUGAAGCAUUUAGACAAGAAAACUAUUGACACUUUGAAGAGUGUUCACUCUGAGACAGAAAGUCAUCGGAAAAAAGAAGAACAAAAUCUUAAGAAAUCUCUCCUGGCAAUUGCUAUGGUGAUACAGAAGCUAAAACAUAACAUCAGAAAUGAAGAAUUUGUUGAAAAUAAUGACACAGAAUACUUCAGAAGGCACAUAACAAGCACUGAGGAGAAUAUUACAGCUUUCAAAACUCUAUUGAGUGAGCAGUUGCACAGUUUUCAAGAAGAAGAGAUUGACCUACAACAGUCUAUAGACUCACUUCAUCAACGUUUGAAUGAAACUGCAACCAAACAGAGACAGGUUGGAGAAAGCUCAUUUACAAGUUCUUCAAGAAUUGCUGCAAAGUCUAAAGUUAACUCAAUAAAAGCUAAUGAGAAUGUGCAUCCAGACGUCCAAGAAUUUCACAAUUACUUAAGGAACAAUGGAGGGCACACAGGUGGAUGGGAUACCAAAGAUCAUCUACUGUUUACACGCUUUCUUCAGAAGUACCGAGGCUUGGACCAAAUGACAACAGCUUUACUGGAUUUUAUGCCAGAUAAGUCUCCAGAAGAAAUAGCUCAGCACGAGUCUUGGUACCAUGACUAUUUAAUACUAAAAGAUGCCCAGCGUAAAGCCCUCAAGGAAUGGCGAGAUGAGCAGGUUUCACAAAAACAAAAAUGUGAAACGAUGGAUGGUGCAUCAAGUGGCCUUACAACACCAUCAACAAUUAAAAAAGUGCCCCAUGAAAGGGAUCCAUCAGUCAAGGAGAAGAUUCAAAAGUGGAAGAACGAACAAGAGAAACAGCGUCAGCAGCAGAUUCGCGAACUUCAAGAAAAAAAACGGCAGGAGGAAGAGGCAUGGCAAAAAAAAGUUGCUUACUUUGAGCAACAACAUCAGAUAAUUGUUGAAAAGCGUAAAAAGCAGCAACAAUUCUUGGAUAGCAGUGCAUCUCAAGAGCAAGUCAAUGACUCCCUUAUCCCCAGAAAAAACAUUCCACUCAAGGAAUUUUGGGCGCAGGACAAGCAGUUCAUGCAGCGAAGACAAUCGCGCCUGCAACGAUUUUCAGCGAGUCCUCGAGUGCGAUCAAGUUCACAGGUGAAGGCUGAGAGGGAUCCUUCACGUCUACUGAGACCCACUGCCGUUUGGCAGGCAAGGAUGAAGCGAAGUUUGUCCGAAGAAGGAGGCGGGCAAACAAAGGCCUACAAAGGAUUGUACAUUGCAGAUGUGCCACACUUGGCAAUACCUAAGUGGCGACAAGGAGUGAUAUAAACUUUCACUGUUUUAAUUUCACCUAUGUAUGAAAAUACGUACAUAAUAUGGUAAACCAAAUCAUAAUCAAGUUAGGAAAAAAUACUUUUCCUUGGGAAAAAGUUAUCAGCAGAAUAUCACAUUCAACAA
Messenger RNA from Thrips palmi, 1657 nucleotides. RefSeq names its product coiled-coil domain-containing protein 112-like. The transcript has 9 exons. The record is from RefSeq and is a predicted model, not a curated record. Bases 149 to 1528 code for a protein of 459 amino acids. Lineage: Eukaryota; Metazoa; Arthropoda; Insecta; Thysanoptera; Thripidae.